GAAGGGAAAGCAGUUGCAGGGAUUGAAACGCGGGAAGUCCACGUCCAGCUGUGUCUUGGUGAUGGCGGGCCGCGACCUGCCUCUAUUUUAAGUCGUCCAGAUGCAGCGGAGACGAGGUCAUUUGCCGGUUGGCCACAAGGUCGGAGGUGGCCCGUUGCCCCUCUCGCAACGGAACUAUGGCCAGAUGAACAGCAGACCCAUGCAGGGUCUUGCCACGCAGUAUGUCACGUCAUCUCAGGCCAGCCAACCCCCCCUGCCACACAGCCCACAGCUGAUGGUACCACAGCAGCAGUGGCAGCCCCAAUCACCACAGCAGCCACUCACACAGCAGCAGCCUGACAGCAACUGGGGCUGGGACAACUCUGGUGCUUGGAACUGGGAUGAGAGUGAUAAGGCCCCACAGCACCACCAGCAGCAACCACAGCAGUACACCCAUGGCUUCCCACAGCACCAUCAGCCACAGCAGCACACCCCACAGCUGUUUAGCAAGCCUGCGGAGAAUGCUACUUACCGCCACAUGCAGCCCUCGCCCACCACCAGUGUUCAGCCACAGCCACAGCCACAACAGACGCCACAGCCACAGCCACAGCAGACGCCACAGCCACAGCCACAGCAGACGCCACAGCCACAGCCACAGUACAUGAACGGCAGCAGUCAGAAUGGGAACAGCACAGACGAGUGGAGUAACUGGGGUGAAGACUGGGGCUCAUUCGAUAACGCCAACAACAACAAUGUAAAUAACAACAACAACAACAAAACAACCUCUUACGCUAAGCAGGAGAACACCACCGGCUCACAGCAGAACUACCAGUACCAGCAGCAGGUGUACCAACAACAACAACAACAACAACAACAACAACAACAGCAGCAGCAGCAGCUGCAACAGCAACAACAACAACAACAACAACAACAACAACAGCAUUAUCAUCAACAUCAACAGCAGCAGCAGCAUAGCCAGUACACAGGACAGCAGCCACACUACACAGCACCAUCACCACAGCAGAGUGUACAUCCAGCGCAGCCUGCAGAGAACAGCCAGCCUCACUACCAGCCACAGCAAACACAGCAGGAGGCAACACAGCAGCAGCAACAGCAGACAGACGACAACUGGGGCUGGGACAGUGAUGACUGGCAGGUGAAUGGCCAGAUUAAUGAACAGCCACAGGACACAGCCGCCCCACAGCCCCCACAGCAGGAAGCACGGAAGCUCAGCAGGGAGUCAGCAGGUCAUGAGACGAGAGCUUCCCCUGCUGUGAAUGCUGCCGGUGCUGCGGGAGAUGGCUGGCCUGAUUGGGAAGAACAGAUGCCGGUCACAGCAAGCCAGAUACAGCAGCAGCAGGACCAGCAAAGCCACACAGCAGAGUCUGGGUCCUACCAUGGUGGUGAGGAAGCUGUGUUGAGCCACCAGGAAGCACCACAGUGGACACAGCAGCAGUGGGAGACCUGGGGACAUGACACUGUUGAGGGAGGGGCUGACCACCACACUCCUACCACCACCACCACCACUGACCCCCAAACCUACACCUACUAUGACCAUUAUCAGCAAAAACAAGAUGCUGCACAGUAUGAAGCCCCUGAACAGCCCCCAGCACAGCCUCCAGCACAGCCACCAGCACAGCCACCAGCUCAGGCCCCAGUACCACACACACAGGAGCACCACAGCAUCAUGACUGCAGCCUCUGACAGCCACACAGAGCACAGCAGUACUGGCACAACCACCACCACCGCCACCACUGUUCAGCCGUCUACCAUAACAAUGAACCGCUUUGAUGACGACAAUUGGGGAGAUGGCUGGGGGGAAAUGGAAGUCCCACAAGCAACGCCACCACCACACAGCACCGCGGAGGCAGCCCCACAGCCACAUGAUGCCCCUGACUGUAUCCUGAAGGACACACACUUACCAGAACCUCACGUCCCACAGAAGGAGUCCGGGUUACCUACUUACACUGAAGGAGCAGAGGCAUGGGACAGUGACUGGGAUGAAGAGGGAGAGAAGAUUGAACCAGGUGCGUCCUACAGUGUCCAGGCUGUUGCUGAGGGAGUGGCGGAGAUGACGCUUACUCACGCGACUGUGGAGGCAUCCUAUUCACAUCCUUCAGUGAGUGAGGGGUCCUUCUCACACAUCCCUGCUAGUGAUGGAGGACUCAGCACUCAGUCCUUACCUACUGAAGACCCCCACAUGCAGUCUAUCCCUGGGGAGUCCUUUUCUCAUCCCCAACUGGCCGAGAAGUCCUAUUCGCAUCCUAUAACUGGUGAAUCUCUUAGUGAUGAUCCUGUAUCUCAACCUGCCUCUCAGCCUCACCAAUCUGCUCCUGAAGGAUAUCACCAAACUGAAGGACUCCAACACCACUCAGUUUCAGAGUAUCCUAUUACGGAAGGAUCUCACCACAUACCAGCUUCAGGAUACCAUGAUUCUCGACUUGAAGGACACCAUGCAGCGCCCUUGGAAGGAUAUCAACAGCCAGAAGUGUCAGGAUACCAGCAGGAUCUAGGCAGUGAGGGGUCCUACACACACAAGCCAGAUUCCACACCCACACCACCACUGCCACCACCACCAAGCUACUUACAGGAGGUGGAGGAGCUACCCAUACACCCCACCCACUGCCACCCACUCAGGAACCCACACCACCCACACCACCCUCCCCACAUACACCAUCCAUCUCCUUCACCCAGCCCCCAUGUCCCAUCCCCAUCUCUUAGCCCCAUUACCCCUGGCCUUCAUUCACCAUCCCUAAGCCCCCAUACACCAAGUCAGCCUCAUCACCAGUCCCCAUCGCUCAGCCACACUCAAUCACAGCCCCAUUAUGAUAACGUGGAAGUCGCACCACCACCACCACCACAGACCCAUCCUCCAGCAGAUCCCAUCUUCUCAAGGAUACCGGAUGGGGCUUCUUCCAUUCCUGAGGGACCGCCAGCCCCCACAGGGAUGGUGAGUGAGAGGCAAGGCGAAGGUCAGAGCCAGACAGCAGAGACUCCCAGGCAGGGUGGGACAGCGGGAGGCACCAGCAGCAGCAGCAGUGUGGCGGAGGUGACGGUGGAGCACCAGGCUACCCCCCACCCCCCACAGCCCUCACAGACCCUGCACCCAGCACUGGAGCGCCCUGCAUCCAACCAGUCAGCCCACUCAGCACACUCGCUCCAUUCAGCCCACUCCAUGACACUGAAUCAAGAAGUGCCGCUGGAUGAGGUAGCAGAGGUCAGCAGUCAGCAGGGAGACCAAUCAGCAGUGCCAGGUGUAGGUGCCAGUGCCAGAUCUUCAUGGGAGGGUGCCACUGUGCCACCCUCCAUCCCCCCCACCACACCUCAGUUCCCAGGGCCUCACGGUGCUGUACCGAGCCUCAAGCCACGAAAAGGCAGCCCCUUCCAACCCCCCCCAGGCAGGGACACGCCCCCUCCCUCCUCUGUGCCUCAGGGUUACCAGUACUUCACUCCCCAGACCUCUGCAGGUGACGCUGUGCCUGCCAAGCCCCCUGUGCUGUAUCCAGAUGUCGGUGCCAACUUGGAGACACUGCCAGAUAACAAUGAGCUCCUCAGCAGUGCCAUGGAGCAGCCUGGCCCGUCCCUGUGGUCCGCGGCAGACACUGUGGCCCCUGUAAAGCUGACCGUUGCUGCCCCACCCCUCGAUGCCACCCCUGCCCCGGCCCCAGCCCCGCCAGCCCAGCCACAGGCCCCUCCACCCUCCAAUGCCAUCCCGCUAGUGGUGCCAGGGCUGGUGAAGGAGGAGAGGCCCAAGGAGGCCCCCAUGGCACUCCAGCAGCCUUCCCGGGGCACGCACUCUGACCCCCCAGCAGCCCACAGUGCCAACCUGCAGGCUGCUGUCGCCAAGCCCAAGAUACAGUCCUUCUCUGCCCUGGGGAACACCGCCACCCCAUCCUCCCCUGCUGUGCUGGACCUCUCCAAGCCCUCCAGGGUCCCCACGGAGGCCCCUGCAGAGGACAGGCCGCAGGGAGACAGGGAGACACCAAGCUUCAGCCGCAUGGUGCCAGGGGAGUCUAGGAAGGGUGAGUCUGCUGCUGCUGCAACACCCUACCAGACCCCAGCAGUGGUGCCCUCCAUGCCCUCAGAGCGCGUGGUGACCGGCAACGACAACCCACAGCCGGUGGUGGCGGUGGGCAUCAAGCAGGAGCCCUCGGAGGUCAGGUCACCCCCGGACGGCCCUGACACCAGCCACCACAGCAGCCAGGCGGCCCAGGUGGUGGUGCCACCGGUACGCAGCGAGACUAUUGGCUCGGAGGAACCCAAGCUCAGGAACUUCACCUCCGGGAACUCUGGGAGCCGCUCUGACCUGGCAGGCGGUGACAGAGGGGAGCGUGGUGACCGAGGGGAGCGUGGCGGUGGCCGUUGGGAGCGCGACCACUCUAGAGACCGCACAGGGGACACCAGCACUCACCGCAGCACGGACCGCUACCGAGAGCGCAGCAGGGAGCGAAGCGGCAGGGACUACUACCGAGACGACUCCCCACACAGCCGCCGCUCCUACGACAGGGACUACGAGGACCGCCGCCGCUGGAGACGGGACUCAGACGACGACGAGGACAGCGACCGCCGCUACUACGACUCGCGGGACAGGCGGGAGAGGGCGUACCGUGACGAGAUGGACCGCUACAGUGACCGCCCGCUGAGGGAAGAGGCCAAGGACCGCAGGGACGGCAAGAGGAGAGACUACAAGGACCGCUCUAAGGAUUCCUACAGGGCGGGAUACGAAGAUGACCCUUACUAUGGAGGCAGUGGCCGGGGGGACAGAUCCCAGCCACUCUCUCGCUCCAGCAGUAUAAACAAUCUUGAGGAGUCAGAACGGUCACACCACCACCACCACCGCCACCACCACAGGGAUUACUAUGACCACAGGGAUACGCGCUCCAGGGACGAUCCGAGGGACAGGGACACCGCCUACUUCAGGGACCCCAGAGAGUACUACAGAGGCUGGGAGGGGCGUGACGGCAGGAGGGAACAACGGUACUAUGGCGCCAGGGGAUAUCGCUGCAUUAGAGAGCCGCCGCCACCGCCGCCGCUGAGCCCCGCCAUGGUACAGCUGGCACAAAACACACCCAUGCCGCCCCUGCCGCCCAUGGCCCCUGGUGCUCUGGUUCCUCCGCCUGGCCCUCUGCCCCCGCCCCACCCCCAGAACCCGAUGACGCAACCACAACAGCUGACUGGAGACCCCGCCGCCGCUCAGCUGGGCCGGCCUCCCCCGUCCCCCGCCGCCGCCACCUCGCCACAGCUGGCACCCAAUGGCAACCACCCCAGGCACUCCAGGCCGCCCUCAGGCACCCAGCAGGCACGCAACGGCCACCCAGACCCCGCCCACACCGCCCAUCAUGCACCACGGGCCGCCGCCACCCGCAGGGACCAAACUAGCCGGAAGGACACGGCUCAAGGACACGUACGCCUCAGGAAGGACGUCCCGGAUUCCUUGUACUUGCAGGACCGAUGGAGUUACUACGGGGACCCCAGGGUGAGGGCCGACCAGGGGUUCCUACGGGAGGAGAGGCACAAGCGGUGGUCUCGGGAUGGGGACGGCAGCAGCUGGGCCCCGAGGGAGAGGAGGCACCCGGGGGACAGCAGGAGUGAGGUGUCUGAGGGCGCUGGGAAGGAUGGGGCGAGAGACUUGGUGAAAACAGACGCUGAGAAUGGAGGAGGUGGUGAGGAACGUGUUGGGGAGACCAGACGACGGCCCCAACACCCUCAACACCCACCACACCACUACCAGGACACCCCCCGCAGCACACACCCACCGCACGCCCCCCGCACGCUGCCGAGACACUAUCGAGACCGUCCUAGGGAGCAGGAAGGUGGAGAGAGAGAAAGAAACCGUGAUAGAGACAGAGAACACGAGAGGGAUAGAGAACGUGACAGGGAGAGAGAGAGGGAGAGAAACAGAACCCACGAUAGAGAACGCGAUAGAGACCACGAGAGGAGCAGAGAACAAGGAGAACCGCGCCGUAGAGAACCAGUAGGCGAGGAAAAUGGUUACGACUCCGACCACUCCCGUAUGUCUCGCUCCACCGCCGUCAGCUACUCCUCCAGGUCACUCCCACGACGACCCCGCGCCGACUCCAUCACCUCCCACGCCUCCCGCGCCUCCUUCAGAAACCCAGGGAGACACAGGGGGUAUGAGGAGAUGUACGACCCCUACCACCAGUACUACCCCUACAGCCAGUACUACAAGGAUUACUACCAGUGGGUGAAGCAGUACCGCCAGGCUUACCAGUCCGAGUCCUUCUAUGAUGACCGCACCAGCAUCCACUCCGGUCGAUCCUCCGUCAACAAUGAACCCGAGAAGUCUGUUAGCAGUCCCCGUGUGGCCUAUGAUCCUUAUGGCUACUUUUACGGCCCUCCCAGUCAACCCCCAUGUCACUCCAGCCAGUUCCUCCAGGACUUCCAUGGGACCUCUGCCCUGGGACACUUUGAACCCUCCCCAAUAUACCCUGAUGGUUCACUUUCCCGCCUCAAGUCCUAUCCCAGUGGGGAGCUGAGCGGGGCACCGUCUGUGGGAGAUGACAAUGUGAGUGAGCCAGCACAGCGCAUGACCCCGGUGCACUUUGGCCGGCCUCACAUCAGCGCCAGGUUCACACCGUCGGGCCAGCUGGUGAUGGUGCUGCCCAAGGACCCGCGGGAUGGAGAGAAGGCGGUGGUGCAGCUGAGGGAUGUGCAGAAGAUGUUGUGUGUGGACCCUGCUGAGAGUCGAGCUGUCCACCAGAUGAAGAACUACUCCGGCCCACUGACCCUGUCUGACACUCACAAGGACGUGGUGAUGAAGUACUGCGAGCACCAGGCAGCGGAGGCGGGGAGGAGCCUCACCCUGGCAGACAGGGAAUCUGUCAUGCUGAUCUGGGAGUACCUGGCCCUCCUGGUGAAGCAGAACGGCAAGCUGUUUGGCAGUGACAUCGCAGGGCUGCUGCUCAAGGGACGCGAGGUGGCCCCCGCCCCGGCACACCCUAGCCCCCACACAGAGGAGCCCCCAGAGGAGGUGCCGUCUGACACCAGUCCCCAGGAUGAGGGGAUAGACCUGCCCCCCCAGCCCUCUGCGCUUCCCCCCGGCAGGGAUGAGGCAGUGCUCCUGAAGAAGUUCACGGAGUACCUCUGUCUGGGCCGCAAGAAAGAGGCGGUGGACUACGCCAUCCGAGAGGGUCUGUGGGGCCAUGCACUGGCCCUGGCCUACAAGAUGGACACCACCACCCACACCCGGGUGCUGGCCGCCUUCAUGAGUCACAUUCCUCGCACCGAUGUGCUCCUCACACUCUUCCAGCAGCUGUCAGGCAAGAAGCCGGAGAUCACCAAGAGCUACAGUCCCCAGCAGUGGGGCGACUGGAGGCAGCACCUGGCUGUCAUGAUUUCCAAUCCCACCGGUGCCAACCAUAAGGACCAGGCCUCCAUUGUGGCACUGGGGGACACCCUGGCGGCGCGGGGACAGCUGCACGCCGCACACUUCUGCUACCUGGUGGCUGAGGUGCAGUGGGGGUCCUACACCUGUAAGGACUCCAAGCUGGUGCUGAUCGGAGCCUCACACCACCUGCCCUUCCAGGCCUUUGCCACCAUUGAGGCCAUCCAGUGCACCGAGGUGUAUGAGUUUGCCCGCUCUCUGGACAGCAGCAACAGCCCUGCGCUGGACACCUUCCAGUCGUACAAGCUGGUGUAUGCGUUGCGGCUCACCGAGUGUGGCUUCCCUGCCGAGGCCUUGAGGUACUGUGAGGUGAUCAGUCAGUCUGUGGAGAAGAACCCCACAGCAUACAAGGUGGAGUUCCUGUCACAGGUGUACGACUUGGCCUCCCGCCUCAAGUACCAUGACCUGCACUACCAGAUGUAUCAGGGCGAGGUGUCCGAGAUGCCUGACCCACAGUGGCUCACCAACCUGAGGGCCGUGUUGGACGCAGCGCGGCACCGAGAGCACCAGGAACGCUUGGACCACCAGCAGGACAUCACCAGAAGCGAGGACGUCCAGGCAUACUCACAGAUGUACUCCCAGGAUCAGCCCUCACAGGAGAACCAGACCAUGGCAGUUGAUCCUAAUUACUCCAUGGCAGACACCACUCAGCCUCACAUCCCCAUCAUGGACCCACACACGAGCUAUGGUGCGGCCACGAGUCAGCCCUACCAGCCCCAGGACUCGGUGUAUGGUGGCCAGCCCCCCUCUGAUGUGAUGGACAGCUCUCUCUAUGCCGCUGCCUCACACUCCCCCAGCAAGAGUGUAGAUACUCCCCCAGUGAACCGCUAUCCUCAGGAGGAGGGACCAUCUGCUGUGGAGACUCCCAUGAUGUCACAGCCGUCACCAGAACACUCCCAGUAUUCCCAGGACACCACCUACCAGGGCUCCUACCACCAGCAGGAGCCUUACCUCCACCCCACUACCCAGCAACCCAAUAGCUUCGAGCAAGGGAGUGGAGGAGAGCAGACCAUGAACGACACCUCACUCGCCCAGCCCAGCAAUCAGGGAGGCUACCAAGGAUACCCACAGCAGGACACCUACCAGCAGUGGACGCAGCCACAGCUACAGCCCACAGAGGGAGGUGGUAUGCCAGCCCCCUCUGACGCUGCCCCAAAGCCUACAGAGUCUCCAGCCCCACAGCAGCAGCAGCAGCGAACCCCUGAAGAGGAGGCGUACUGGGCCGAAAUGUCAAACAAGAAGGAAGGCAGUGACCCGCUGAAGGUGGGCAAGGGAAGGGGCCAGGAAUGGAGGCAUGGCCCGGAUCACUCCCUCAAGCAGCAUGAGGGUAGAACAAAGAGGGUGUCCUUCAAGCCACAGGCAAGUCCACUGCAGGAGAGAAAGCGAGCCGUGCCCCCGGCCACAAAGGACAAGACAGAGCUGGCCAGGAGUGCCUCUCGGACAGUUCACACUAACCCCACUAACGGUGCCGCCUCACUCACGCCACCCAGACACCCUCCCGGCACAGAGAAGCACCUCACCCACAGCGUCGAGGUGGUGGCCUCCCUCCCCGCCAACCACCCAAACCGCAUCCUUCCCUUCUCUUGCAUACCCCGCACCUUCCCCCCUCCCAAGUCCUUCACCCAGCAGCGCCUCAGAGUUCCCUCCAACCCUCUGGUCUUUGGCGGCUCCUUCCCCAUAGACGAGCCCCUGUCGCCGCGCCAGCUGGGCUCCGGCGGCGGCAGAGGAACACAGGGCAGCCUCCCCACCACACCUCGGACCUACCAGGUGGACACACUGUGCUGCCAGGCGCCAAACCUCUGUGAUGAGCAUGCCAAGCUGGGCCACGACACUGAGCUGGCCCGGGCCACGGCACGCUGGGAGGCGGCACAGAGCAGGGCCAACAUGGAGGAGGAUGGUGAAGAUGGAGAUGACGAGGACGACGACGAUGAGUGUGACGAGAGCAUACUGAGCCCACCCAUCACCGCCACUGCCACCACUGCCACCACUACCACCUGCCAGCUGCCUGCGUCCUCCCUAGCCUUCCAGGGGGCUUGUAGAAACUGUAGUGGCCCCUGUCCUCCCCCCUGCCACCCCGCACCCUGCCAGCCAGUGCUCACCUAUCCUGUUGAUGGCCAUGUAGAAGGCGGCCUGGUUCCCCUCACUGAUGAUGAUGAUUAUGACUACCAGGAGGAAGAGUAUGAUGAGUUUGGUGGCGACGUGUACGAGUACGAGGACGACUACGUGGAGGAGGAGGAGGAGGAGUGUGGGGAGGCCCUGGUCAUGGUGGAGGGCAGGCACCGAGACACAACCACCGACUUCCACCUCAGACAUCGCCACCCUCAGGUUGCCACCACCACCACCACUGCCUCACCCGCACCCUCCAUCGCCGCCGCUGCCGCUGCGAAUGAAACCCUGGCAUCUGUGGAAAUUUCUUACUCCAGCACACCCGUCGCUCAGUUGUCCUCUCCUUCGCCUCUUCUUCCUCUUCCCUCUCCUCCACUGUUACCACCAUCCACACAUCCACCACCACCACUACCUCCAUCGACGCUCGUGGGUGACGCGCCCCAUCCACCCUCGCCCCCUAACUGUCUGGCACCUCAGAGCGGAGGCAGCAGCACCACCAGUAACACGAGCAAGGAGGCCAAGGCAGAGGAGAGUAAACCAGAGGAGGACAAGAAGAAGAGUGCAGCCAAGGAUAGCAAGGCAGGGAACAACAAGGGAGGCUGGCUCUCUAGUUUGCUGCCUUGGAAGAGCUCCACACCACAGGCCAAGCUUCCCGAUGACAAUAAUCCCCAGAUUGUGUGGGACCCGGAUAAGAAGAAAUGGGUGAACAAGGACGGCACAGAGGAGACCACCGCCCCUGUUGCUCCACCCCCAAAGAUGCCACAGCCAGGCCGGGGACUGCCAUCCAGGGGAGUCAAUCGCAUGACGCGCUAUGUGGACCCCAUGAAGGACAAAGGGACAGGAGGAGCGGCAACACAACCUCCAAUGCUUCCCUCAGUGCCCAUGGUGAGCCCCUCUGUGUCCCCUUCCCUCAUGGUGCCCCAGCCUAUGCCACCCACACAGGAGAACAAGGAAGCUGGCGGCCCACAACCACAACCACAGCCUCAGCAGCAACCACCACAGCAGCAGCCCCCACAGAACCCCGAGGUGGCCCAGCUUGCCAUUCCUAGUUUCAAGUUCACUAGGAAGGAGCAGAAGCAGGAGGAGGAUGAGGAGGGGGUGGAGGAGGUGGAGAUGGAGAUGGAGGAGGACGAUGAUGAGUAUGAGGACUGUAGUGGAGCAGAGAGUUUCAUAGAUGUGGUUGUAGAGUGCAGGUGUGAUGAGGAAUGUGUCACAAAUAACAGGACUCACAGCAUGUGCUGCUUCAAAGCUAUGAGGCGAACGCGCUAUAUAUCAGAAAGCUCCAUUGAUUUAGAGGAUGACUGGCCACCCGCCAAUACUGAGGGGACAUUGAGUGAGGAGAUGCGCGGGGCGGUGCCCAUGAUGGCCCCGCCGAUGGGUCAGCCUCAGUUCUUUGACCCGUCGCAGUUCAAGCCUUCCCCCGGCACGCCUGUCAACGCGGCCCGGCGCGCUGGUCCUGGCAGGAGAUCCUUCCCUGCCAACCGAUAGGGGGCAUUGCUCCCUCGCUGGGCGGGCUCCUGAUAACCUUUGUUAUGCUGUGAUCCACACCUGUCUCCUAUACUAGGUUUUAAUUGGAUUUUGUUUAUCCCGAAUAUUACAGAGUAUUUAUUGCAUAGACUAUAUCACUGAAAUUUUUGAAUCUGAUAACAACAUUGUAUUGAGAGUUAUCCUGUAGCAUAUAUAUAUAUACAAAUAUGUAUAUGGAGGUGUACCUUCCACGGGGAAAAUUUAGUAGAGUUUUUAAUUUUGUCAACAGAAAUGCAUAUCUAAAUCUAGGAUGUUUAUAAUUGUUAUUAUUAUUAUUAUUAUUAUUAUUAUUAUUAUUAUUAUUAUUAUUAUUAUUAUUAUUAUUAUUAUUGUUGUAAUUAGUGAGUUGCGGCUAGGGUGUUGAGGGGGACACUGUAUGAAUGAAUCCUUGCUCACUAUGCGGCUGGCCAUGGCCGGCGGGACUGAGGCAAACAGGGUCCUGGGUAAUGAAUGCCCUCUUGGUGGUAUACAGUCACUCCUCAGGCGAUGACACUGGCUCUUAGUAAACACUGGUCACUUCUGUCUUCAUCAAAACAUUAGCCAUAAAAGUGCAAAGUAGUCUUCACGAUAUUUCAUUACUAUUAUUCUUAGUGUAUGGUUGUGGUGGGUUGGAUCACCACCUUGUCAUUGUCAGUGGUGGUGGCAGUGGUGGUGUGAGUGGCGAGUGGGAGAAGUGUGCUGUAAGUGUGUGUGAUGUGAUGAGGUGUCUUGCUGUCUGGUUGCAGAGGAUUUGGUCACCACCCUUGUUAGUGAUGGUGGUGGUGGCGGUGUGAAGGAUGAGUGAACGAGUGUGUGAAGUGUGGUGUAGUUUUGCGUGGCAUGUGAUGUGCAGGGUCUGACUACUGACGGUUAUCAUCUUUAUUGUGACGUGAAGGCUGUGGGUGGUGUGGCGUCUCCCAACCCUUGCUGCUCCUAGGCUGUAAUAGAGAAGUGGACUGUGUAUACUUAACACUUACAUUGGAAAGGUUUAGGCUGUGUUGAGUUCGUCUUCUUUCAUUGUAGAGAUGAUUCCAGAUGGGAGGGAGUGCCGACCUGCAGCUCUUGUGCCACUCUUCAGCUUGUGUUCCUUGUUGCUUCAGUAGCCUUACUUAAUUCACACCUGUAUUUCAUUUAACAGACAAAUACGUACCAGUGGUAGUAGUGGACAUAUUCUACAGUGCAAUUUUAUUAUAAUGCAUAUAUUGUUACAGAGAUUAUUCUUUAUAGGGGGAGCCAAACUUCUAUCACUUUGUAACUCCAGAUUUUGUGAAGAGUUUGAAGGGGAACUGCAGAUAACAAUGCUCGGGUGCUGUGCCCAUCACAUUCACGUGUUGCAAUAUGAAGGUGCAGGUGUCAUUGGUGUUGUGCAAGUUGUCAGUGCUCAGAGAGGUGUUGUAGGUGUAACGGAAGUAGUGAGUGUUUAGUGGGAUUACGAUGGUGGCGUUGAAGCAUUGCUGUGUUGCCUGGAGAGCUGUCACAAAGAGGAGUGGUGAGGCCCACCCUUGGUGGCGAGGGACGUUAUCUCCCCGGCAAUAUGCGUAGUGAUAUUAACGAACGCAGAACACUAAAGGAAAAAGAAAUUGGUGCUUGUGAUAGAAAAUGGCUUAACUAUGCAACUCCAUAAUUAAAAUGCUAAUGGGAUUUUUUUCAUUGGAAGCUUCUUGAGACUUUUAACAUUUGUUCCAGUUGCGUAGGCCGUUUUAAUGCCAUUGCUCUGUGGGACUGUGGAAGGUUGCAGCGGAAGUCUGAGCAAGGCAGCAGGUGCAUGAAAGGCAGUGGAAGGCUGCUGCUGCUGCCGCUGUUGUAGGAGGAGGGCAGGCAUGAGGUGCUUCUCCUUGGGUGGGGGAGAGUUUCAUAUUUUAUACCUUAAGUAAAGUUGCUCUCAAGGUGACUAAUGGUGAGUUUUUAUACGGGAUUCGUGAUAUGAGGUUAUCGUGAGUUUCCCAACAGCAUAGAUGAAUGGCGUCCUCCGAUGAGUCAGGCUGUGAGGCGGAUUUGUUUCCCACAGACUAGCUCACCCACCCUCCCUCCCUCCCACCCUCCUGCUCCUUGGUUUUGACUGUUAUCACCCCCACCCUACCCCAUUAUUAUUAUUCCUGUAAGAGAGAGAUUCUAUAGGACUGUCUGGUUAAUGUAUAAAUUCACACAGGAACCAGAGAUGUACCUUGAUGAUUGUGGUGAGGAGAAAGGGAGCACCAGCUGGGCCCUGAGGCUGCGGGAGGCUGGUGUAGAGGCGUCACUUGAGUGUUAACAUUAUUUUCCCUCCCGUGCGAGUGUUGAUCAGCAUGGCCAGUGUGCUUCCUUUCCCCACAGUAGUUAUUCAAGGCUGGUAUGGGUAUAUUUAAUAUGUUUUGUGUACAUAUUGAUAUAGUAAAAUAUACAUGGUUCCCUUCAUA
Portunus trituberculatus (swimming crab) is the source of this 13392-nucleotide messenger RNA. RefSeq lists its product as uncharacterized. Gene Ontology annotation, cellular component: ER to Golgi transport vesicle membrane; endoplasmic reticulum exit site. Bases 101 to 10978 code for a protein of 3625 amino acids. NCBI's taxonomy places the organism in Eukaryota, Metazoa, Arthropoda, Malacostraca, Decapoda, Portunidae. Gene Ontology annotation, biological process: COPII vesicle coat assembly; Golgi organization; autophagy. The transcript is spliced from 25 exons. The record is from RefSeq and is a predicted model, not a curated record.